AUGUCUCUCCACGUGCAGCGGCAGCUCUUUGCUCGCUCCGAGCGAGUCAAAGGCAUUGACUUCCACCCGACCGAGCCAUGGAUUCUCACAACCCUCUACAGCGGCCAUGUUUACAUCUGGUCGUACGAAACGCAGCAGAUCGUCAAGACCUUCGAGCUGACCGAUGUCCCGGUCCGUGCCGGCCGCUUCAUUGCCCGGAAGAACUGGAUUGUCUGUGGGUCGGAUGAUUUCCAAGUCCGCGUUUACAACUACAACACGAGCGAGAAGAUCACCUCCUUCGAGGCCCACCCCGACUACAUCCGAGCCAUUGUGGUCCACCCGACACAACCCUUCGUCCUUACCGCCAGUGAUGACAUGACCAUCAAGCUCUGGGACUGGGAGAAGGGGUGGAAGAACGUCAGGGUAUUUGAGGGCAACUCGCACUAUGUGAUGUCACUCGCGAUCAACCCCAAGGACACAAAUACUUUCGCGUCGGCCUGUUUGGACAGGACAGCAGUCAAGAUCUGGAGCUUGGGAUCCUCUACGCCCAACUUCCAACUAGAGGCCCAUGAAACCAAGGGCGUCAACCAUGUUGACUACUACCCCCACAGCGACAAGCCUUACCUCCUAACCACAUCAGACGACCGCACGGUAAAAGUGUGGGACUACACAACCAAGAGCUUAAUCGCCACGCUGGAGGGCCAUACCAACAACGUGUCCUUUGCAUGCUACCACCCCGAGCUUCCAAUCAUCAUCUCCGGUUCCGAGGACGGCACCGUGAGGAUAUGGAACGCCAACACCUACCGCUUCGAGCAAUCGUUGAACUAUGGCCUGGAGAGAGCAUGGUGCGUGGCGUUCCAGAAGGGCAAGCAGGGCAUUGCAGUCGGUUUCGAUGACGGUUCUGUGGUCAUCAAGCUGGGUCGCGAGGAGCCUGCGGUAUCGAUGGACGGCUCCGGAAAGAUCAUCUGGGCCCGGCACAACGAGGUUGUCUCUGCCGUCAUCAAGGGUGGCGAAUCGACCAAAGACAACGAGCCGAUUAACCUCUCGACCAAGGACCUGGGCACCGCCGAGGUUUAUCCCCAGAGCCUUAUCCACUCGCCCAACGGGCGCUUCGCUGCCCUCUGUGGCGAUGGCGAGUACAUCAUCUAUACCGCGCUUGCGUGGCGCAACAAGGCCUUCGGCCAGGCUCUGGAUUUCGUCUGGGCCUCCAAAGACAACUCCAACGACUUCGCCAUUCGCGAGUCGGCGACCAGCAUCAAGGUCUUCAAGAACUUCCAGGAGAAGAAAGGCGGGCUCGAUGUCCCGUUUGCGGCCGACGGUCUCACCGGCGGCGUGCUUCUCGGCGUCAGGGGCCAAGGCGGCAUUUCCUUUUACGACUGGGCAACAGGUGCCCUUGUCCGCCGCAUUGAGGUCGAGCCCAAGCAGGUGUACUGGAGCGAGAGCGGCGAACUGGUGGCGCUUGCUUGCGAGGACACCACUUACAUCUUGAGAUUUACGAGGGAGAGCUACAACGAGGCGGUCCAGGCGGGGUACGUCGAGGACGAUGGUGUUGAAACGGCUUUCAAAUUGGUUACGGAUAUCAGUGAAGGCAUUCGGUCAGCGGAGUGGCUCGGCGACGUCCUCAUCUACACCAACGCGACCAACCGGCUCAAUUACCUUGUUGGCGAUCAGAUAUACACGGUGGCGCACUUCGACAAGCCCAUGUACAUCCUUGGCUAUCUCCAGCGUGACAGCCGGGUUUACCUCACGGACAAGGACCUCGCAGUCACUUCGUUUGCUCUUUCUCUUCCCGUCCUGGAGUACCAGACACUGGUUCUCCGCGAGGACAUGCAGACAGCCGCGGAGCUGCUCCCCAGCAUCCCUCAAGACCAACUCAACAAAAUUGCCCGGUUCCUCGAGGGCCAGGGCCACAAGGAGCUUGCGCUCGAGGUCGCCACCGACACGGAGCACAAGUUCGACCUUGCUCUGUCGCUGAACCAGCUGGAUAUCGCCCUCGAACUGGCAAGAAAGGCUAACGCGGAUCACAAGUGGAAGACGCUAGGCGACGCGGGCCUGGCCGCCUGGGAUGUUCCCCUCGCCACCGAGUGCUUCGUCAAUGCGAAGGAUCUCGGUUCCCUGCUGCUUGUCUACACGUCCACGUCGGACCGCGACGGCCUUUCCAAGCUCGCCGAGCACGCAUCGGCCGCCGGAGCGCACAACGUCGCCUUCAGCUGCAAGUGGUCGCUGGGCGAUGUCCUCGGCUGCAUUGAGGUCCUUGUCAAGACGGGUCGGUAUGCUGAGGCGGUGCUGUUCGCUCAGACGUACCAGCCGAGUUUGGCUGCUGAGCUGGUUACGCAGUGGAAAAAGAACUUGGAGAAGAACAAGAAGGGUCGUGUUGCCAGGGCGCUGGGGACACCCGGCGAGGAUGAGGAGCUGUUCCCCGAGUGGGAGGAGUGGCUGCGGCUGGAGAAGGAGGGGCCUGCUGUUGUGGAGGAGGCUAAUGGUGAGGAGGCUGAGGAGGAAGCCAAGGACUCUGAGGAGUCUCCCGAGGAGGAGGACGUUGAAUAG
Parathielavia appendiculata is the source of this 2526-nucleotide messenger RNA. RefSeq names its product Coatomer, beta' subunit. Gene Ontology annotation, cellular component: COPI vesicle coat. Gene Ontology annotation, molecular function: structural molecule activity; protein binding. Gene Ontology annotation, biological process: endoplasmic reticulum to Golgi vesicle-mediated transport; retrograde vesicle-mediated transport, Golgi to endoplasmic reticulum; intra-Golgi vesicle-mediated transport. Lineage: Eukaryota; Fungi; Ascomycota; Sordariomycetes; Sordariales; Chaetomiaceae. The record is from RefSeq and is a predicted model, not a curated record. The coding region runs from base 1 to 2526 and encodes 841 amino acids. The transcript is spliced from 9 exons.